UAGAUCGAGCAGUGGACACACCAGUCGGCCAGCUCCAGGCUGUCAUGGACCCUGAAGGCCUGGCGCUCCUGCUGCCCCCUGCCACUCUGGCCACCUUGGCAGAAAGCUGGCUCCGAGAGGACUGCCCAGGCCUCAACCACAUGGCCUUGGUCACGGGGGCAGCCCCCUCACAGGCGCUGCUGUGGGCCAAGUCCCCCGGGGUGCUGGCUGGGAGGCCCUUCUUUGAUGCCAUCUUUGCCCAAGUCAACUGCCAGGUCUCCUGGUUCCUCCCCGAGGGAUCAAAGCUGGUGCCUGUGGCCAAGGUGGCCGAGGUCCGGGGCUCCGCCCACUGCCUGCUGCUGGGGGAGCGGGUGGCCCUUAAUAUGCUGGCCCGCUGCAGUGGAGUUGCCAGCGCUGCCGCUGCUGCUGUGGAGACCGCCAGGGGGACCGGCUGGGCCGGGCACGUGGCAGGCACGAGGAAGACGACGCCAGGCUUCCGGCUGGUGGAGAAGUAUGGGCUCCUAGUGGGCGGGGCCGCCUCCCACCGCUACGACUUGGGAGGGCUGGUGAUGGUGAAGGACAACCACGUCAUGGCAGCUGGUGGUGUGGAAAAGGCGGUGAGGGGGGCCCGGCAGGCGGCCGACUUCUCCCUGAAGGUGGAGGUCGAGUGCAGCAGCCUGCAGGAGGCUGUGGAGGCGGCCGAGGCAGGAGCAGACCUCGUCUUGCUGGACAACUUCAGGCCUGAGGAGCUGCACCCCACGGCGGCGGCGCUGAAGGCCCGGUUCCCGAACGUGGGCGUGGAGGCGAGCGGCGGCAUCGUGCUGGACAGCCUCCCUCUGUUCUGUGGGCCCCAUAUCGAUGUCAUCUCUUUGGGGAUGCUGACCCAGGCUGCCCCGGCCCUCGAUUUCUCCCUCAAGCUGUUUGCCGAAGGAGCCACUCCAGUGCCCUACGCCUGCCGCUCCUAAAGCCAAGGAGGCUACACUGGCAGUGGGAUAACACGGUUUCAUACGACUCCCACGAUUGCACUUCUUUAAGUCCAGUGGCCAACAGAACACUCUCGAGUUAGCCUGGGCUAAAGUCCCAGUCUGUCACGUACUGCUUGUGGGACUUCACCUCUGCUCACCUCAGUUUCCUAAUCUGUAAAAUGGGUCUAGCCAACCUUAUGGAUUUCUUUGGAUGAUAAUUAACGCAGAGUAAGUGCUUAGUAAAUGUUAGAAAUUACCAU
This is a messenger RNA of Kogia breviceps (pygmy sperm whale), 1204 nucleotides long. The record is from RefSeq and is a predicted model, not a curated record. Lineage: Eukaryota; Metazoa; Chordata; Mammalia; Artiodactyla; Physeteridae.